Motacilla alba alba is the source of this 1093-nucleotide messenger RNA. RefSeq names its product C-C motif chemokine 4 homolog. Lineage: Eukaryota; Metazoa; Chordata; Aves; Passeriformes; Motacillidae. Gene Ontology annotation, cellular component: extracellular region. The record is from RefSeq and is a predicted model, not a curated record. Gene Ontology annotation, molecular function: CCR chemokine receptor binding; chemokine activity. The coding region runs from base 51 to 323 and encodes 90 amino acids. The transcript has 3 exons. Gene Ontology annotation, biological process: immune response; G protein-coupled receptor signaling pathway; cellular response to type II interferon.
UUCCAGAGCUUCCAGAGCUCCUGCUCUGACAGCCCUCGCCUGACGGAAAAAUGAAGGUCUCUGCAGCUGGAUUGGCUCUUCUCCUCAUUUCAGCCUCCUUCUCCCAAACUUUCUCUGGUCCAGCUGGACUCGACAUCCCAAUCUGCUGUUUCACAUAUAGCCAGCACAAGCUCCCAUGGAAGCUCAUCCAGCGUCAUUACAUCACCAGCAGCAGCUGUCCUCAGCCAGCCAUCGUGUUUGUCACAAAGGAAGGCCGCCAGGUCUGUGCCAAUCCUGAAAACACCUGGGUCCAAAGCUACCUGAGAAUUUUGGAGCAGAACUGAGCCAAGCAGUGUGGCAAGAGUAGCUGCUGUCAUGGACAAGUCACGUUGUCAUGGACAAGUCACGUUAUCCUGAGCUCCAGCCAUGGGGAAGGACCCUGGGAAAACAGGAGCCACAGGAGCAUCUUCAGGUGUCCCCAAGGGACUGCUGGAAGGGCACCUUGUGUUCAGAGCUGCCACUCAUCCUUGGCUUGCACAGACCAGGCUUCAGCCUCAUCCCUCUGCCCCAACCCCAGGCCUAUGGAAGUGCACCUUGGCUGUUGUAUUAUUUGAAGUUAUUUAAGAAAUCAUCAUAUAGGGCAGUCAGUCCUUUUUUGUCUGUGGAUGAUGAUAUUAUUUAUAGGGGGGGUUACAGGGAGGGUAUUUCUAGGAUAUAGGGUGACCCAAUGUUGGAUGAUGGGAAAUCCUGUUUUAUACAUGUCAACACAUGAUUCUGGACAAUAAAGAAUUUGGAGAGAAAUUUGGAGAAAACCUUUGCUUUUUCCCUUUUACGUGCCUCUGUGUGGUGUUCACCAGCACACACAGAACAUCCCUCUGAGCCAUCUGAGCCUCUAUAGGACACAUGAAGACGGAAAAUGGUUUGAGGCAAACCCAUAAAGUUUCCAUACUGCAGACUCAAGAACAUCCUCCAAAACCUCAUUCCCUCACAUGAACCACCCCCAGUCUCCACAUCCUCUACAGAAUUAGAAGUGUUUGUACCCACAUGGGGGACUUUUAUAUUCAUGAAUCUGCUCUCUACACUCCCAGGCACAUCCCACACAUUUGCUGCUCCC